Messenger RNA from Neopsephotus bourkii (Bourke's parrot), 1603 nucleotides. It is a transcript of the gene FAM241A, whose product is annotated as family with sequence similarity 241 member A. The transcript has 2 exons. NCBI's taxonomy places the organism in Eukaryota, Metazoa, Chordata, Aves, Psittaciformes, Psittacidae. Gene Ontology annotation, cellular component: intracellular membrane-bounded organelle. The record is from RefSeq and is a predicted model, not a curated record. Bases 80 to 439 code for a protein of 119 amino acids.
CGGCACCGCCCCUACCCCGUGACGGUCCCGCCCCGGCGGUAACAGCGGGAGCGGUGGCCCCGCUGGGCGCGGAGGAGCCAUGGGUUCCGCGGCGGAGCUGCUGCUGCCGCCGACACCGCCACAGCCGCUCGGGGAGUGCGAGCGGGAAGCGCUGGCAGCGCCCGCCCGGCACCGGAGGCGCCAGGAGGAGCAGGUCCAACAAGGACAAAGAAACCACACUGCAGAACCUGUAAUAGAUGACUAUAAAAAAAUGGGGACUCUCUUUGGUGAACUAAACAAAAGCCUCAUCAGAAUAGGCUUCACAAGGAUGUACUUUGGAGAACGGAUAGUAGAACCUGUAAUAAUUAUAUUCUUCUGGGUCAUGCUCUGGUUUCUUGGCCUACAAGCUCUUGGACUGGUUGCUGUUCUGUGCCUUGUCAUUAUUUAUGUACAACAGUGAAAUUUUAUAUAUGCUGUUCGCAUAAGGUAUUUCAACACUGUCACUGUGUCAGUGGAUUUAUGUGUUUAAGUGAAAGGGUGGCACAUCAAAAGCUGCAAUGCUUUGAAUUGCAUUUCAUUGAAAUUUCAAUGUUUGGGAUGAGGAGGACUAAAUUGAUACAUUUUAAGCAGUCAGCAGUGCCCUACUAUUUCUUUGAAGGGCAAAAAAUGACAUGUUUGUAAUAUAAUGGUGUCCAGCAUACUGUUUUCUGCAUUCUUGGGGCCUUAGUCCAAGGACUGGCUUUUUGUCAUUGCCCUCUCCCCCUGCAAUGUUCUUGCUAGUAUAUUCAAAAUUUCCUGCCUGGUUUUACAAGGGCACUCGAUGUGAGUGUCCUGUUUCAGUGUUGUGAGGGGCUCAUGUGCUGUUUGUCCCCUGAAUCUGCCUAACUGGCUCUUUUUUCGCUGAAGAGGGAAAUCUGCACUAGGGAGGUUUGCUAACAAACAGACCUACAAUGACAAAUGGUCAUAAGGUGAACGCAACUUCCUGACACAAAAGCAUCUUUGGUUAGUAUAGUUCAUAACAAGCUUUCCCUUCGGAAACAAGCUAUGCCAGCAAAAUUCUUUUAUGCUAAUAUUAGUAGCUUCCCACAAGGCUUCAGCUGUUGUUCAGGAGGAAUCACAGUCCUGUGUUGGGCAAAUGGUCUAAUGUAGCUCUGCCUUGUGUUUGGAAAUGUACUGCUCCUGCUGCUAUUUUUGGGUUUUUUUUGUUUUGUUUUUUUUUAUACUUGCUAGGUCCCCCAGCCUUCCUGCUGAAGAUAAAUAUCUGGAUAAUUCAUGGACUUUGUAGGUAGUUACAGCUGCAGUGUUGGAGAGCUGCCAUUCCAGUUGGCAGUGCUAGAUGGAAUAUUGUCUGCUUCCUCUGGGUCGCGUGUGAAGUGUCUGAGCAUCCAGACAGAUAUCAGAUCAGAUCUCUUAAAACUUCCCUGAUUUGCUGCAGUGUGGACCAAACACGAGCUGGAAGCCUUGUGUACAUAAAGAAAUCAGACCUGUUUCCUCAUGCAGGGCAAGAAUGUAGUUGAAAUCAGGUGGUCAUUUUAUGAUGAUUCAUUGUCACACUAGACAGCAAAAGGGCAUAUCUGUAGUUGCAUGUCACAGGUAACACAAAUGGGAGAAUAGAAUAGAAUCA